CGCAUGAUGGUGCUGAAGCCGGAAUUCCUCACGCGCAAGGCCAUGAUCUACGAGUGUAGUGACCGGUGUGGGUGCAAUGCGGGAUGUUGGAAUCGCGUGGUCCAGAAUGGACGUACCGUGCGGUUGGAGAUUUUCUAUACCGGGGAUCGUGGGUUUGGCCUCCGCUCACCAGACCGUAUCCGCGCCGGCCAAUUCAUCGACUGCUACACAGGCGAAGUGAUCACCACCACGGCCGCUGAUCUCCGUGAAGCGGCUCACACAGCGCACGGCGCAUCCUACCUCUUCAGUCUCGAUUUCUUGAACGGCCAGUACGAAGACUAUGAGGAGGACUCCAACAACGACGAAGAUGAAGCCGACGAAGACGACGACGAAGCCACCGAGUCCGGCUGCAAGUAUGUGAUCGACGGGCGUAACUUCGGCGGCCCGACUCGCUUCAUCAACCACUCGUGCAACCCGAACUGCCGCAUGAUCCCUGUCUCUCGCAACCACGCCGAUCGAGACCUGUACGAUCUGGCCUUCUUUGCCCUGCACGAGAUCCCGCCGUACACGGAAUUGACCUUCGACUAUAAUCCCGGUUCCGACGGCGGCGGCGGCGUCGUCAAGAACGCCAAGAUCGAUCCCAGUGCGGUGCGGUGUCUCUGCGGCGAGGCGAAUUGUCGGGGCCAGUUGUGGCCGAAUCAGAGGAAGAAGGGGGUGCGGUGAGAUGAACAGCACAGCCGAAUUUGUUGGUCAUUCACCUCGUCUUCUUUGCUGCCUGCUUGCAUGCCUUGAAACGGAACCUGCUGCGGAGCACCUAGUACUUUGGCAACAUUUCUAACGGGUCAAGCAUUGUGAUAUUCCCCUGAGGCGUUUGAGCCAAAUGACCUUCUAUUACAGGUACAGCCUGCGCUCAAGACAGAAAAGCGUUCAUACAUACAUCUUGUAUGUCCAGACGUCUUCUGAUACACCGACCUUGUUUUAUUCCCUUUGAUCUGGACAUCCACCUCUACUGUCCUUGUCCACUCAUAUGUGCAUAGACCUUCCUAUGGCGCGGUGUUCAUAGUUUCACCAGUUCAAGACACACAUACGCAUACACACAACCUUGCACAUUUUACCCUUUUGCACAUGUU
Molecule: messenger RNA, 1109 nt
Organism: Aspergillus aculeatus ATCC 16872
Lineage: Eukaryota; Fungi; Ascomycota; Eurotiomycetes; Eurotiales; Aspergillaceae
Gene: clrD
Product: histone-lysine N-methyltransferase Clr4
Exons: 2
Coding region: 4-702 (232 amino acids)
Molecular function (GO): protein binding
Source: RefSeq, a predicted model, not a curated record